GUCGCAUAAAUACGCUAUAUCAACCUGCUCCCCAUCACCACUUCGCCACCUUCCAUCGCUACGUGCCCACAUUUUACAAACCCCCCAAAAUAUUACCAACAUCGUCCCCUUCUUUUCAUUAAUUCCAACCCACAUGUUAUUCCACAAAAGUAAACAUACUCCUCCACCCUCCUCCUCCUGAUCCUCCUCCCAUCAUGUCCUCGCCCUCAAGGUUACCGCCACAUCAAUCACAAUGUUGCUGGUGGAACAUCAACCCCAACAACAACACUAAUGGCGGCAUUACGGAGGCCUACGACAACGACGACGCAAUCUUCAACUCAAAAGAAUGCUACGCUUGCACUCAGGUCGGUGUCCCCGUCUUCCACUCCACCCGCUGCGACCCGAUCCACCAGCCCCACCUCCAGUGGGAGCGCUCUGCCGGGUCCUCCAUGACCCGAGUCCACACCCCCACAACCCUCAACUGCGGCCCCCACGACCUGACCGGGACGCAUGCCAUUGACCCACGUAGCCAAAACGUCAAAAGGUGGAACCGCGCAGUCCUCAUGGCACGGGGCAUGUCGGUGGCCGUAGAUCCGCUCUUCUUUUACGUCAUCGCGCUGAGCCAGCGCGGUGGGCCCUGUUUUUACAUGGACGUGGCGCUGGCGCUCUUUGUGACUCUGGUGAGGACGUGUUUGGAUGCGUUGCACCUGGCCCACAUCUUGCUUCAGUUUAAGCUGGCUUACGUGUCGAGUGAGUCGAUGGUUAUUGGCUGCGGGAAGCUCGUGUGGGACUCAGGUGAGAUUGCGUGUCACUAUAUGCGGUCCCUCAAGGGGUUUUGGCUCGAUGCUUUUGUCAUUCUUCCAAUUCCUCAGGCUGUAAUUUGGUUAAUUGUGCCAAAACUGUUUAUACAAGAACAGACAAGACUAAUCAUGACGACCCUUUUGCUAACCUUCUCGUUUCAGUUCAUCCCCAAGCUCUACCACUGUGUUUACUUGGCCAAAAGACUCAAAAGGGUCACAGGUUACAUAUUUGCCUAUGGCAACAUUUGGUGGCGUUUUAAACUUAACUUCAUUGCCUACUUAACUGCCGCUCAUAUUGUUGGAGGGUGUUGGUAUGUCCUUGCAACACAACGUGUAAUGUCGUGCUUCCAACAACAGUGUGACAGAAGUAUAAACUGCAAUCUCUCUAUCUAUUGCUCCAAGGAAAUAUUUUCCAAUGGAAAGUUUUCUGGUGGUAAUGCAUUCACAAAGAUAAAGACAUUGUGCUUGGAUAAAGACACACCAUUCAAGUAUGGUAUUUACCAGCCGCUACUUGAUGUCUACGCCGGCAAUACACUUGCUGUGAGGAUCCUUUAUCCCAUAUACUGGGGUUUAAUUAAUCUCGGCUCCUUUGCCAACAACCUUACUCCGACAAGUGACUGGCGAGAACUGAUAUUCUCUUGCUUGUUGACACUAACGGGCUUGGGGCUCUUUAUUACAUUAAUUGGAAAUAUCCAGAUAUUUCUGCACAUGGUGAUGGCAAAUAAGAAAAAAAUGCAGCUGAAAUAUCGAGACAUGGAAUGGUGGAUGCAACGAAGGCAGUUGCCAUCUCAUUUGAGAAAGAGAGCUCGCUAUUUCCAGCGCCACAGUUGGGCUGCCAUGCAAGGCCAAGAUGAGCUUGAAUUGAUCCAACAUUUCCCGGAUGGCCUUCGCCGGGACAUUAAGCGAUACCUUUGCCUAGAUCUUGUGAAGAAGGUACCAUUAUUCCACAAGCUAGAUGAUGUUAUUCUGGACAACAUAUGUGACCUUGUCCGGCCAACGGUCUACUCCAAGGGUGAAAAGGUAAUUAGAGAAGGGGACCCAGUACAAAGAAUGAUGUUCAUAGUUCAUGGACGAAUAAAACGUAGCCAAGGCCUGAGCAAAGGGUUCCUAGCCACCAGUGUACUCGAACCGGGCAGUUUCUUUGGUGAUGAACUUCUCUCAUGGUGCCUUCGCCGCCCAUUUCUCGGCCGCCUUCCUCCCUCCUCGGCAACCUUUACUUGCCUGGAACCUAUGGAAGCAUUUGGUUUAGAUGCAGAUUGUCUCCACUACAUCACCGACCAUUUUCGUUACAAGUUUUUGAACGAAGAACUCAGGUGGACAGCGAGGUUUUACUCAUCGAAUUGGAGAACAUGGGCGGCGGUGAUCAUUCAACUUGCUUGGCGCCGGCAUAGAAUGAGGACGAAGGGUCUGGUGGUGGUGCAAAAUGGGGACAUUGAGAAUCGGUUGAGGCAUUACGCUGCCUUCUUUUUGUCAUUGAAGCCGCAUGACCAUCUUGAGUAGUAGUUUGUCGGUGUGUUGAUAAAAUAAGUUGCGCAACUUGCGACGUUUGAAGUUUAUCAACAAAAUAAAGUGAGAGCAGUGUUUCUUUGGAA
This is a messenger RNA of Pyrus x bretschneideri (Chinese white pear), 2371 nucleotides long. Its product is annotated as cyclic nucleotide-gated ion channel 2-like. NCBI's taxonomy places the organism in Eukaryota, Viridiplantae, Streptophyta, Magnoliopsida, Rosales, Rosaceae. Bases 195 to 2279 code for a protein of 694 amino acids. The transcript has 8 exons. The record is from RefSeq and is a predicted model, not a curated record.